AUGCAGGCCGCAAGGACGGCUCCGGAAAUUGCAAAUAUUUUGAUGGAUGCCGGUGCCUCCCACGAAGCAGGUCAUCCUGUCGGUCAUUCUCCACUUAGUUUGGCCCUGGAAACGGGCAACUUGCCCGUGGUCAAGUUCUUUCUUGAAACAGGGGCUGAUCCCAAUACUGACAAUGGAGUCUGUUGGGAAUUCUACAAGGCAGCAACGGUAACCCAAACAGAAGCAGCCCGGCUGCUCGUCGACUACAUCAAUGUGGAUCAGGCAGUUCAAGAUCCCGACGAUUACGGCUUGCUCCAAGUAGAAGCGGCGGCUGUUGAUUUUGUGGAUCUGAUGAAGCAGCUCCUUGAACAUUGCCGUUUCGCUCCUGAGGCUGAAUCCUCGAUCCGGGCUUUUGACUGGGCUAUAGGCUAUGGACACCUUGAGAUGGUGAAGCUAUUACUGGAUCAUGGCGCCGAUCCAAAUGCUAAUGCAGAUACAGAGCCCCCGAUCUAUCUCGCCAUGGUCCAGGGGCGUGAUGAGAUUGGGCGGGUCCUUUCCUUCCAAAGGAGCACGGAGCCCCCUGUCUCCUAG
Penicillium alfredii is the source of this 570-nucleotide messenger RNA. Its product is annotated as ankyrin repeat domain-containing protein. The transcript is spliced from 2 exons. The coding region runs from base 1 to 570 and encodes 189 amino acids. The record is from RefSeq and is a predicted model, not a curated record. Gene Ontology annotation, molecular function: protein binding. Gene Ontology annotation, cellular component: nucleus; cytoplasm. NCBI's taxonomy places the organism in Eukaryota, Fungi, Ascomycota, Eurotiomycetes, Eurotiales, Aspergillaceae.